GACAUUUCCUUCUGAAUUCUUUUUACAUUCUGUAAACAAAUGAAAACAUUUCCCUCUCAUCAAAGUAUUUAGCAUCACAGGAAGCCAAUAUUUUCAGUAAUAACUUUAAAUAUCUAUGCUGUUUUAUUCAUGUCUAAAAGAUGAUAACUGGGUAUAGAUAUUCAAUUUUUUCCAUGCUCUUUAAGAAAUGCUGUGGUUCUGAAAUCACCCGAUGGCCUUGGGUAAGGUUUUCAAGUAGGAGAAAGGAAAAAUUAAAGUUUGAUCUGAAAAAAUUUCCAGGAAAAUAUAUAAGAAAUUUUGGAAUUAUUGCUCAUAUCGAUCACGGUAAAAGUACACUUUCAGAUCGCCUCAUGGAAUUCACUGGAAACAUUUCUAAGCAAAACAAAAAUGAGCAAGUGUUGGAUAAACUACAGGUGGAGCGGGAAAGAGGCAUAACUGUGAAAGCUCAAACUGUAUCACUUUUUUAUGAUUAUGAUGGACAGCAUUAUUUAUUAAACCUAAUUGAUACACCUGGUCAUGUGGAUUUCAUCUUCGAAGUAAAUCGGUCAUUAGCUGCAUGUGAAGGAGUCAUACUUCUUGUUGAUGCAAAUCAAGGAGUUCAAGCUCAAACUGUUGCAAAUUUCAAUUUAGCUCGCUCACAUCAUUUGGCUGUAAUUCCUGUUCUGAAUAAAAUUGACCUAAAAAAUGCCAAGCCUGAUGAUGUGUCCAAUCAACUGACAGCUUUAUUUGGAAUAGAUAAGGAGGAAAUAUUAAAAGUUUCAGCAAAAUAUGGUACUGGAAUUGAGAAGAUUUUUAGGUCAAUCAUUGAAAAGAUUCCUCCGCCACGUGGAGACCUUCAGAAACCUUUUCGAGCUUUGCUGUACGAUUCCUGGUAUUCUCAGUAUCGAGGAGUGAUUUGUCUUAUUAUGGUUAUUGAUGGUGCUUUAUCUGUAGGUGAUGAAGUUACAUCUUUUUCAACUGGUUGUACUUAUGAAAUUAAAGAACUUGGCAUCUUAUAUCCUGAUGAGCUGCCAGUUACCGAACUUUUUUCAGGUCAAGCUGGAUAUUUUAUAGCUAACAUUAAAAAUCCAAAAGAGGCAGUAAUUGGAGAUACUUGGUAUAAAAAGUGUUCAGUAGUUGAACCACUUCCAAAGAUUAAUCCAUCAAAACCAAUGGUAUUUGCUGGUAUUUUUCCUUCUGAUCAGUCCAGAACUCAAGAUCUGAGGAAAGCCAUAGAGAAAUUGAUUCUAAAUGACCCAAGUGUCAGUGUUUCUCCUGAAACAAGCCCUGCUCUUGGUUCAGGCUGGAGGCUUGGUUUUCUUGGUUUGUUACACAUGGAAGUUUUCUGUCAAAGACUAGAUCAAGAAUUCGAUGCUCAAGUUAUUGUAACUACUCCUGGAGUUCCAUACAAAGUUAAAAUUAAAGGUGAGAAAAACAUAAAAGCAUAUGGAGGUGAAGAGAUUACUAUAACAAACCCUCUAAAAUUUCCUGAUCCAAAUAUUAUAUCAGAAUACUUUGAACCUAUGGUGCUAGGUACAAUUAUUACUCCUGCAGAGUUUUAUAGUGAAGUGUUAAAAUUAUGUAUGGCCAGGAGAGCAGAACAAAAGAGUGUCCAGAAUGUUGAUGAUCGUACUUUAAUUCUUGUUUACAAAUUCCCAAUGAGUGAGAUUAUUACAGACUUUUUUAAUGAACUAAAAUCUAUAUCAUCUGGCUUUGCAAGUUUUGAUUACGAAGAAAUAGGAUAUGAAAAAAGUCAUCUCACAAAGGUGGAUAUUCUUCUGAAUGGUAAAAUAGUGGAAGAAUUAUCAUUUAUCACUCAUUCUUCUCAAGUAAAUGACGUUUCAAGAAAAAUAUGUAUGCGUUUGAAGGAGAACAUUGAGCCACAUCUUUUUCUUAUUGCAAUUCAAGCGUGCGUAAGAGGAAAGGUGGUAGCCAGGGAAACAAUAAAAGCGUUAAAAAAGAACGUUACUGCAAAACUGUAUGGAGGAGAUGUCACUCGCAGAAUGAAACUCUUGCAGCGUCAGAAAGAGGGUAAGAAGACAAUGAGAAUGAUUGGAAAUAUUGAAAUUGGUAGAAGUGCAUUUAUUAAUAUAUUGAAAAGAUAAUUUGUUUAUUGUCAUUAUUAUGUAAGUGUUCAAUAAAAUGGGCAAAAUAUUAAA
Stegodyphus dumicola is the source of this 2138-nucleotide messenger RNA. RefSeq names its product Translation factor waclaw (gene waw). Lineage: Eukaryota; Metazoa; Arthropoda; Arachnida; Araneae; Eresidae. The record is from RefSeq and is a predicted model, not a curated record. Gene Ontology annotation, cellular component: mitochondrion. Gene Ontology annotation, biological process: positive regulation of translation. Gene Ontology annotation, molecular function: GTPase activity; mitochondrial ribosome binding; GTP binding.